AUGUCUGGCGUACUGCGUACAACGGGAGCUCCAAACUGGCUGACCAAUUUGAGUACUUUGGUUUCGUUUACGGAAGGCGUCGAUGACAUCGUCCCGUCGAGUCCCUACUCUCCCGACGUUGUUAUAAUAUUAUCGGUCAUCGUAGGAGUAAUCAUCUUCAUAACCGUCGUCGGUAAUCUUCUCGUCGUCGCGGCGUUUUGUACGACUCCAAAACUCCGCACUUACAACAACUAUUUCAUCCUGGGUCUCGCCAUCGCCGACCUGCUUGUUGGAGCGAUCGACAUGCCCCUGUUCGCCAUCGUCAUCAUCAUGGGACGAUGGCCGUUUGGCGAGGUCUUCUGCGACAUCUUCACCUUUCUCGAUCACGCUUUAACUCAUAUCAGUAUGCUCCUCGUCACCUUAAUCAGCCUCGAUCGUUGCGUCGCUGUCUCCGCUCCCUUUUGGCAUCGUCAACACUGGCGACGACGCUCCCGUGCGAUCCUCAUCAUAGCUAUUGGCUACAUUAUCCCCGUCAUCAUCUGGCUGCCAACGACGACUCUUUGGCAGAUCAUCAACGGGAACGAACAGCGACCCUUUCCCAAAGACGUCUGCGCACCUUUGUACUUUCAAAGCGUCGUUGCUGGGUUCCUUGUCCCCGUCGCUUACUUCGUCAUCCCGUUCGUUUCAACCGCCGUUCUCUGCGCCAGAAUCUACAUCGUCAUCAAGAAAUUCUACAAGGGACGGAAGCAGCUGAGACUUGCAUUGGGGAUCAUGCAGCCGACUACCUCUGUAGAGCCACCGAAUCACCUCGGAACUCGUGAACGAACGACAUCGCUUUCCGUCUCUACGAAGACGGAUGAUGUUGGUAAGGAAGAGAACGCCAAAGACAACAAAAAGAAAGAAAUUGGUACAGAGAGCAUGAAAGACGAGGCGUUCAAGGAUGGAUUCAUACGGAUCCUGAGCCUCAGAUGUCUCCAGGGUAACAGGAACCUGCUGUCUCUUAGAGCCGGCGACUUCUAG
Molecule: messenger RNA, 999 nt
Organism: Strongylocentrotus purpuratus (purple sea urchin)
Lineage: Eukaryota; Metazoa; Echinodermata; Echinoidea; Camarodonta; Strongylocentrotidae
Product: muscarinic acetylcholine receptor M3-like
Exons: 2
Coding region: 1-999 (332 amino acids)
Biological process (GO): adenylate cyclase-inhibiting G protein-coupled acetylcholine receptor signaling pathway; G protein-coupled receptor signaling pathway, coupled to cyclic nucleotide second messenger; chemical synaptic transmission
Cellular component (GO): membrane; dendrite; synapse
Molecular function (GO): G protein-coupled serotonin receptor activity; G protein-coupled acetylcholine receptor activity
Source: RefSeq, a predicted model, not a curated record